Messenger RNA from Lagopus muta (rock ptarmigan), 6314 nucleotides. RefSeq names its product THAP domain containing 9 (gene THAP9). The transcript is spliced from 6 exons. Bases 295 to 2865 code for a protein of 856 amino acids. The record is from RefSeq and is a predicted model, not a curated record. Lineage: Eukaryota; Metazoa; Chordata; Aves; Galliformes; Phasianidae.
CGAUGCUUCAACCCUACGGUGCCGCGGGGCCGAGCGCCCGUCGACCACGGCCCUGCUGCCGGGCAUCGCUCAGCCUCACAGGCACAACCACACAGCAGCACCGCGCGGCGCCGCUGAUUGGUCUCCGAGACGUCUCCCUGCUGCGUGUACGUCGCAGCGAGGCGGAAGUGCGGCGCCUCUCUCCAAUUCCACUUCCGGGGGAAAAGCAGAAGUGCCAAUAGCGAUAAAGAACAGGAGGGCGGGCGGGAAGAGACGUCCAAUGAGCGCGGGGCGACGGCGCGCGAUGAGGCCGCCAUGACGCGGAGCUGCUCGGCGCUGGGCUGCAGCGCUCGCGACAACGGGCGGAGCCGGGAGCGCGGCAUCUCCUUCCACCAGUUCCCGGUGGACGCCGCGCAGCGCCGCGAGUGGAUCCGCGCCGUCAACCGGCUGGACCCGCGAAGCCGGCGUGCCUGGAGCCCCGGACCGGGGGCCAUCCUCUGCUCGCGGCACUUCGCCGAGGCCGACUUCGAGCGCUACGGGCUGCGGCGCAAGCUGCGGCGGGGGGCUGUGCCGUCCCGCUUCCCCCUGGCGGAGCCGCCCCGCGGCCACCCGCGAAAAGUGCCGCUGCGGAGCGCGCUGCGGAGCCAGGACCACACGUACAGCCGCAGCGGGGCAGGGCCGGCCUCGCCCGCCGCCGGCCCCCGCCGCCUCUGCGGGCCCGUCCGGAAGCUGGCAGCGCGCCGCGGGUUGCCGCGGGCCGCGCUGCGGGUGCUGCGGGCGCUGUUUCCAGAUCUGCCCCGUGGUGCCCGGCGCUGGAGGCGGCCCGCCGAGUAUUGCCCUGCCAUGAGACAGUUCGCCUGCCUGCUGCACCUCCGCCACCGCGCCGCCUAUGAGCAGCUGAGGAAGGUUUUCCCCCUGCCGCAUCCCGCCAGCCUGACCAACUGGCUGUCUAACGAUGCUGCAGCUCCAGGCUUCAGCAAUGAUAUGUUCGUCCAGCUUCAAGAAAAGGUGGAGAGAGGGGAACAGGCCUACUGCUACUGUACCCUGAUGGUACAGGAUAUGUCCCUGCAGAAGAGCCAGGAGUGGGACCAGCAGACCCAGCACCUGACUGGCUUUAUUGACUUGGGAGCAGGCAGCCUUGAUGCUGAUGAAGCUCCGCUGGCCUCAGAAGUGGUAGUUGUCAUGGCAGCCGGUAUCUCAAGCCCUUGGAGGGCUCCCCUCGGCUACUUCUUUGUGAGCAGCGUGACUGGUUGCCUGCUGGCUCAGCUGCUUCGUCAGGCCAUCAGUAAACUGAACAACAUUGGUGUCACAGUGCUGGCCGUGACAUCGGGUGCCACCGCGUGCGGGGCUGAGACGGCGAGAGCUCUGGGAGUCAGGAUCAACCCCCAAAGGAUCCGCUGUGCUUUCCAUCACCCGCCCAGCUCCACUCACUGCAUUGCAUACUUCUUUGAUGUUUGUCACGCUCUCCGGUUGAUAAGGAACACACUGCAAUACUUCCAGAAGAUACAGUGGCUCAGUGACACUGUGCAGUGGCAGCAUGUGGUGGAGCUGGCAACUUUACAGGAGAAAAAGCUGUUAGGGCCCACAUCAGGCCAUCCAGAGAGCAAAGAGACUUGCCAGCUAAAGGUCAACCUUGCUGCCCAGUUGUUCAGUGAGGGCGUUGCUGAUGCACUGGAGCACCUCCAGAAGCUGGGCCUGGCCUCAUUUCAGAACUGUGGUGGUACAGUCAAGUUUCUGCGUACGAUGAGCCGUCUGUGUGAUGUAUUUCAUGGCAGAGGUCCCUAUUGCAGUGGACUGAAGGGGCCUUUGCUAGCUGGAAAUUACAACAAAAUCAUCCCCCUCUUCCAUGAGGCCAAGAGCUUCUUUGUUACCUUAACAGACUCUACAGGGAGAUACAUUAUUAAGAGCAAACACAGACUGGGCUUUCUGAGUUUUUUGCUCAAUGCUGAGAGCCUCAAGUGGCUUUACAGCAACCCUGUGCUUCAAGAGGGUGCUCCUUCUCACCACCUCCUGACCUCUGCCUUCAGCCUUGAGCCGUUGGAGCAGUUUCUCUGGGCUCUCCGGCAAGCCUGCAGUGCUGGCAGUGGGAACCCCACCUGUGCCAUGUUUCAGGCUGCCUACCGCAAAGUGCUGGCUGGCUGCAGCCUGGCCCCAGACACUCUGCACAGCACAGCAAGUAUAAGCAGCUUGGACUUGUCCCUGUCUCACAGGACAGACCUUACCCUUGGCAGCAUUUGUUCUCAGUAUAACCCAGCUCAUAGGCCGAUGCUGGCAGCAGAGCUCCCUUGUGCUGGCCUUCUUUUGCGUGACUCUCCUCUGAGCAAUGCACUUACAGACCUAUCACUGCACAAGCAGAGCAUCACCUUUGCUGCAGGCUUAGUUGCUGAGCAGUUAGCCUCCAACUUGCGAUGUGAGGCUUGUGUUGCAUCCCUCUUUGAGUCAGAGAGCAGGCUAAGGUGCGGAGCAGUGCUCUACAUCAAGAAGUUACACGGACUAAGCCUGCCCUCAGCAAGCGUGCACCACGUGGCAUACAUUUCUGAACAAAUCCUGAGCAGGCACAGACAAUUGGGAGAUAACAACAAGAACUCUAAGUUACAUUAUUUGUCUCUAGAACAGAAAAUUUUCCAUGAGCUUCUGGGACAAAAUCACCUCUUCCCUACCCUUUCUGAGCACCUAUUUGAGGGGGAAUUGCACACUGACAAUCACUACUCAAUCUUAGUGAAGGGAAUAGCAGAGUGUUACUUAAACAUCAGAACAAACCAAGCCCAAAAAUUGAACUUCAGUUACCACUGUGGCAGGCACAGAUUGAAGAAAGUGAAGGGAAAGCAUUUGUUCCCAUCACAGCUAGGUAGCUGUUGGUCAAGCCAAACCCAUGCAGGAUCAUGAAUAUUUAUUGCUGUCCUCCAGCUCAGUGGCCAGAUCCAUGCAAUAGGUGCCCAGCAAACCACAUGGUGUCUUUCCAUGAUUUGCCAUGCAAAACUAGUGUUGACGAGUGAUGAGCAAGGAAGUCCAUCUAGCAACCCUGUGAAGCAGCCACGUAUUUCGUGCAACUCAGGGCAAAUCAGGAUAGGAAGCAGUUGCUUAAAAUGCCUGGGGAGGUGGCAAGGGACAGCAUGGUGUCUGCUCCUGAUGCUGGCUAGCAUAGUGCUGUGAGUGCUCUUGCUAGGAGAAAAGAUGCAUCCAUAUUUGCAAGGGGCAGGGGAGUGGUGUGCUGCUAACUCGAUUUUACCAUUAGCAGAUUUGUGAAUAAAUCAGCUGGAACUAAGAGACUCUAAAGGGAAAAUGCUUAAAAACGGAAAUAAAUCAUACGGAAACAAAAUGGGACUUGAGUUGUACAUAGAGCUGAUGAGCCAGGCAUGCAAGCUCUUUAAGUCUAGAACUUGGUGAAGAGAGGACUACAGCAACUGCAAAGUUGAACCCAUGCGUCUCACAAACGAGGUAGUGGAUGUGAAGCAAACACUUGUCAUUCAAGGCACAAGGGCAGUGCUACUUAAUCACUUGUGCAGGAGCACCACACAUCUAUGUACACGCAUGCUGCAGCACGGGGAGUGUUUCAGGUCCCAUACAUGGCCCCCAUGAGAUCCCCCCAGUCACUGUGCAGCACAACCCUUCAUCCUAGAGCUGGUGUUCCAUCUGGUCUUGUACCCUGAGCUGCAAGACAGGUCUGUCUCAUCCUUAGACACUGUUUUCCUUGAACAAAGCAAUAGGCCAGGUUUCUUCAAUCGGUUCAGUAUUGUGGUGAGGAAGGUGCCUUGGUGUGCUGCGUUUUACCUCCAACAGGAAUUUCGUGUAACUCAUUGCACUGCUCACUUUUUGCUACACAGAACAGAGGUUGCAUCCAUGGAAAUAGGAGGGUAGUAUUUCCCACACAACUCUCUGGCUCUCCAGUCCAAUUACCCAUGCAAAAAGCCAUCACUAACUGCCACAAAACCAGUUCAGCCAGAAUACAUUUUGCGGAAAACAUCUGCCCUCAUACAUAUGCGUAUAGAAAAUGCUUCCAGAAUCCCUAUGGUUGGUUAAGCUGCGUGCUACUGCCUUUGAGUUAGAAUAUUUGCACUGCCUAAACCUCCAGCCACAAGAUGAGAUGAGUCACAGGGGAGCAGGCACUUCCUUGCUGCUUUUUUUUUUUUUGGCUGGAUAGUUGCCUGCUACCACUUCCUGUUUACAUCAGAGUGAGUCUGUCUUGCUUGACACAGACUGAGCCUUCUCCCCAAGGGGAUGCUCGUAGACAAAAAAUGUGAAAGACUCUGACCUCCGGUGAUGCCCAUGACCAACGUAGUUCAUCCAUCCUUCUGCACUUCACUUAAAUAUUGAUGAAAGAGUUUUCAAAACACUGCUGAAGUUUCCCAGGGUUUAGCAGAAUUAGGCCUGAGCAAGAAGUACAUAUUAGAAAACAAACAAACAAAGAAAAACAAGUUGCAGUUACCAGAUAACCUAAGAAAGCCAUCUGAUAUUCAGUGUAAGCUUGACAGUUGUUACAGGAGUCCUGUAUAAAUUAAACAUUCAUUUCCAAAAAUACAGAGCAGCUGUUGCCCAGCAGAAAUGCUUUUAGCUGUUCUCACACUUCAGGAACUGCCAGGUUUCAGAGGAACUGUUGAGUGCAGUUAUUGCCAGGGAAUUUUCCCCACCGUGCCUGUUCAGUCUCUCUUCUCAGCACCAUCUGUGCAGAUGUUCACCAUCUCUGAAGGACCCACACUUGUGCCAGCACUCUGCACUUCUGGAAUCCUACAAACUUACUCAAAUCACUUUGAUAUAAUAAUUUCUUCUCUCAGUCUUCUAUUGUACCCUUGUCAUCACAUAUAUUUUCAAGUUCAUGUAUUAUCACAUGAAACUGUUUGCUUUCCCUGAGCUCUGCUCAUCCUCCUUUUUAUCCUUUUCACCCCUCCUGCAGAUGCUGGCAAUCUACACUCACUGGAGCUGCUGCCACAUCUCCAGGGCUGCUCCUGCAGCCUGAUACCAUCUCACAGUGCCAAGAGCCAGAACACUAGCUGCAUUAUUACAUGCCAUGCACGGCAAGGUGUGAAAGUACACUAAUAUCCAAUGGUUUAUCUCUGGUAAAUUCAAUCACGUAUUGGAAAGCCAAGGCAGUACUAAACAUUUACAGAAUAGUAUAAAUGUUUAUUUCCUUUGUGAUUUAUCUGACUUUUAUUUUUACAAUAUAGAAAAGUGUAUUCUUUGAAUAGGUCUAGUAAAUAUAAAUUUAGUUUUUCUACUUUCAGAUGUAAACAGAACUACAAAAUGAACCCUUGUCCCAUUCCCAAUUAUUUUCACACAACUGCAUGAGCUUGACUGUCAAUCUUGUCCAGCAGUUUGAUGCAAAUGGCUAAGGAAGUACAAAACCCAAUCCGUACAUAUUAUACUAGUGAAAAGGGAAGAGAAGAAUCCCAGCUUAAUAUUGAAGAAAGCUUGCUCAAAACAAAAUUGAAAAACUAAGAGCUUUUUGAUUGCACCUUCAAAGUCUUUAGAAGCAAAAUAUUCUCAAGCAAUGCCAUCAUACAUAAUUACAACUGUAAUCUAAAUUUCACAAGUUUCUGCACACUGUAUAUAAAUACACAUCACAAAAGGUGCAAUUUAGAGAAAGACACAUAAUAUAUACAAAAUUAACAUGGAUUGAAGUCUAAACAAAAGAAGGCAUAUUGCAAUCUGUUUGAAAAAUAAUGUAAGUAGUUUUUACUUUAUUCACUUACACUAAUUUACAUUUAUACAAAUCUUACUGGACGUACUACAUUAGGUCACUAGAAGUAAACUGAAUAUCUGCACUAUGUAGGUUGCUCUGGAAGUAAUGCCUCAUUUAUUUCCACGUAAACUGCAACAAAGAGCACAGCAACAGUAUUCGAUAGAGCAAAUUCUCAGCUGCAACACACUUUUUCAGUCACCACUUUCAGCUACACGUUUUCACCAGCAAUGAACGAGAGCCCACAUGCCAUGCUCGUAAAAAUCUGCACCAGAGGUGACCUGCAGUCGCCACUGUUAAAAUGCACAACCACCACCUCACUGUGCUCACAUCCACUGCUUGGUCUCCAUCAACAUUCAGCAAGAGUUGGUGAAUGUCAACGGGUGCCAUUUUUUCUGCGUGGAGGAAUUCAGUGACACACCUUCUCCUCAUAUGUACCUGCGUGUCAGAUGCCCUUCUGUCAGACUGCCUCAACAGAAUGUUGGCAGGAAGGUUCAACCUCUCCUGCCAUGCCACUAACAUCCAUCUGCCUCUAACAUUGUGAGCUAGCGUAAUAAAAUAGGAGGCAUUACUUUCAGAGCAGCCCUUGUACAUGUAAGAAGUUAUUGUACUGACUUUUAAUAAACCCAAGUCUUAAUUACAGGAAAAAAAAAAACCAAAA